GAUACUUGAAUUUGAUCAAAUGCCAAACAAGUACGACGAGCUUCUCACCCGUCUCACUAACCAGACGUCUAGUAACUGGUCCAAGGAACAUGAACUGGCAUUGCUGGAGCCUUUCUCGUAUAUAGCCUCAAAUCCAGGCAAAAAAGUGCGGGGAAAGCUGAUCGAAGCUUUUAACCUGUGGCUCAAUGUACCCGACGAAAAACUCAGAGUGAUCGUUCGCGUUGUUGGUCUGCUACAUAACGCGAGUUUAUUGGUGGACGACAUUGAAGAUGACUCUCAACUGCGAAGGGGGAUGCCAGUUGCGCAUAAGAUUUAUGGAAUACCCCAAACCAUCAAUACCGCAAACUAUGUGUAUUUCCUUGCUUACCAAGAGCUAGCCUGCCUUCGUCACUCGAGCUAUGAUACGACACCCCCGUCCGAAUGUGGUUCAGAACCAACUGUCUGCAAGGCAUCACCUUUGGGUCACAGCAGAUCAAGAAGCCAGCACAUGGACCCUGUGGAACGGCUUAUACCUGAUAGGAACCUAGAUCUUGUAGUCAACGCCGAGCUUCUAUCACUCCAUCGAGGACAAGGUCUCGACAUCUUCUGGAGAGAUCACCUUCAAUGUCCUACAGAAGAUGAAUACAUCAACAUGGUGAAAGAUAAGACUGGUGGUCUAUUUCGGAUUGCAAUCAAACUCAUGAUGGCGUGUGCGACCACCAACACGAUGGUUGAUUAUAUACCGUUGGUCGACCUUAUCGGCAUAUAUUUUCAGAUUCGCGACGAUUAUAUGAACUUGCAGAGCACUCAGUAUACUACACAUAAGGGAUUCGCGGAGGACAUAUCUGAGGGCAAAUUCUCGUUCCCGAUUGUCCAUGGUGUACGCUCAAAGCCUGAUAACAGACAGAUUUUAAAUGUGCUGCAAAAGCGACCAAAGACCCCCACGCUCAAGAUCCAUACUAUAUCAUAUCUGAAGGAUACCACAAACUCAUUUGAGUACACUCUGGCUGUUUGUCGUAGUCUGGAGAGACAAGCGAGGGGCGAAGUUCAAAGACUUGGGGGAAAUGGGACCCUUGAGGCUAUUCUGGACAGCUUGAUCAUUGAAGACUCGUGAAGAAUAUGAUGAGAGUUGUACUAAGUGCGUGUACUAUAGGUUGUAAGUUGUACAUCAAAUUUGGAAAAUGUAUUCGGUACUCCAGUAGUAUGUAAACCAAUAAACUUCCGAUCACUUGGACCACCUAUGAAACACCGUUAGCCAUCUGAGGCGACCCUCCUUCGAACCUGUUCCGAGAGAGACUGCGAUGUUUUUCUCGGGUUCCAGGGAAGCCCUAGAUCCUCUUUGCCCCGCUAUGUGCGAAGGGACGAGGACCAUAAAGUUUUUAAAAAUCAUCAAUAACGUUAUUCGUCGUCGUCGUCUUCAGCGUAGUCAUCAUUCCCACCAUCACUAUCAUCUCCAAAGAAUGCAUCGGACGUAACAUCUGAAGCCUUAAAGCUGCUUUUAGUCGACUUUUUGGCGCUUGCUUUCUUUUUGGCAUCUUUUGUUGGAUUCCAGGUAGCUCUGCUCUCGUCUCGAACAUCCGUGCCAUCCUUGAGUUUCAUGUUCACCUCAGGUUCGGCACUCAACUCGCCAUUCUCCAUCUGUUUCCGAAUCCACUCGCGAACUUCCUCUCUCUCCUUUUCAACUUUUCCAGUCUCCGAGUUUGAGGGCUUGGACUCGGGGUGGCCCUGC
Molecule: messenger RNA, 1708 nt
Organism: Serpula lacrymans var. lacrymans S7.9
Lineage: Eukaryota; Fungi; Basidiomycota; Agaricomycetes; Boletales; Serpulaceae
Exons: 11
Coding region: 20-1093 (357 amino acids)
Biological process (GO): isoprenoid biosynthetic process
Molecular function (GO): prenyltransferase activity
Source: RefSeq, a predicted model, not a curated record